AUGCGUCUGCUAGUUUUCCUAACGUUAUGUUCUUUCGAGUAUUGCGUUUCGAUUUCCCAAAACGCUGAUUCGCCUUUGGACCCCACCAAAGACGCAUGGACGGUUAUGUCGCAGAAAAAGAAAUUUUACCUCUUGUACCGUUCUAAUGAAAAUGAUACGCUAAUGGGAGGAACAUCAAAGUGCGUUCAAACAAAAUCCUACGAUAUUGACACUGCGCAAAAGACUUUGAAGAACAGAAUACUUUAUAGAGAUGAUAAAACAGGUCAAAUGGAGUCAAAUUCGGUAUUUAUCACUAUCAAGAAAUCUAACGAUACUCUCCCAUAUUAUGACGUCAUAUCAGUUGGCACCCUGGAUACUACAAUUUCAGCGACAAAAGAUUAUCAGCUCCUCUUCACUGACAACAAAACUUGUCACACCGUGAGGAGUGUUGACGACGACCAAUUCCAAGUGUGGAUGACUGAAGGUCACGAUCCGAAGGAUAUAGACCAUGGCUGUGAACAGGCCUACCAAGGCGCCCCAUUAAUCUUCAGUUGCCCAACGCCUAGAGAAAAGUACUAUAUAUACAAUAAAACCAUAUGCAACUAA
This is a messenger RNA of Ixodes scapularis (black-legged tick), 585 nucleotides long. RefSeq lists its product as uncharacterized. The record is from RefSeq and is a predicted model, not a curated record. Gene Ontology annotation, biological process: symbiont-mediated perturbation of host defenses. Bases 1 to 585 code for a protein of 194 amino acids. Gene Ontology annotation, molecular function: amine binding. NCBI's taxonomy places the organism in Eukaryota, Metazoa, Arthropoda, Arachnida, Ixodida, Ixodidae. The transcript is spliced from 5 exons.